Messenger RNA from Lichtheimia ornata, 375 nucleotides. RefSeq lists its product as uncharacterized. The coding region runs from base 1 to 375 and encodes 124 amino acids. The record is from RefSeq and is a predicted model, not a curated record. The transcript has a single exon. Lineage: Eukaryota; Fungi; Mucoromycota; Mucoromycetes; Mucorales; Lichtheimiaceae.
AUGUUCAACCCUACUACUACUAUGAUGUCGUCUUCAGCAGGCUUGUCUCCUUCUUCGCCAAAUGGAAAUGAAAACUUCAACAAACGAUCAUCAUCAUCACCUUCAGAAACGGUACUCGAUAUGACCGGUACUAUUACACCUACAAUGUCAAAACGUCGAUCAUCCUCAUUGACACGAGAGGAUAUCCUCAGCAUGGCCCGUGUUGAAUAUGCAAGGCGUUUAUCACAAUUUACAUUAUCGCAAAUGAGAAAACAACAACAGCAGCAGGUAUUGGAUGGUGGUAGUAGUGGUAGUGAUCCAAUCAUCACCAGCCGUGAUAGCAGCGGCAGCAGCGGCAGCAGUGGCGAUGAUAGUAGUAGACACGUCGAACAAUGA